CCCAAUUUGCCCCUCUCAUCGCUCGCUAGUCACUUGAUUCCUACGUUUUCUACCAGUUUCCUUCACUUUCUCGCUCAUAGCAUCGCGUUCCUUUCUUUUCAUCAUUCUGUUAAGCAAGUGUUGGAAGAAAAUAUGGCAGAAGAUUUCGAGCUAGACUUGGAGGAACUUCGCCAUCUCCAAAGCAUUGCCAAGAGGCCUCGGAUUGUCUCACUUAUCUCCUCUGAGAUUCGCAACUUGGAAAAGUUAUCAAAAGCAGCUGUUUCUACAUCUACCUUGCAAACUCCUGCUCCACUUCCAACUCCAGCAAGUGCUACCUCCACUCCAGCAUUGAACUAUGUCACACUUGGAUCAUUCAGUUGGGAUCAAGAUAAUGAAAAAGUCAAGAUAUAUGUGUCCCUGGAAGGUGUUGAGCAGGAGAAAAUGGAUACACUGUUCAAGCCAACGUCCAUUGAUGUCAAAUUUCAUGAUGUUCAAGGUAAGAACUACAGAUGUGCUAUACCAAAAUUGAACAAGGAGAUUGUGCCUGAGAAAUGUAAGGUGGUAAUCAAACCUACAAGAGUAAUCAUCACAUUGUUCAAAGCUUCUAAGGGGAACUGGUUAGAUUUGAAGUUCAAAGAAGACAAGCUGAAGCCAGAUCUGGACAAGGAACGAGAUCCUAUGGCAGGAAUUAUGGACUUAAUGAAGAAUAUGUACGAGGAAGGGGAUGAUGAAAUGAAACAAACAAUUGCUAAAGCAUGGUCUGAUGCAAGAUCUGGCAAGACAGCAGACCCACUGAAGGGAUAUCACUGAAUAGAUGAGGUCGAGGUGAAUGCAUUCAGUACCUGAAAAACGAUAUGGUGUUUUUAGUUAUUUUUCAUGUUCUUGUUAUAGUACUUGGUCCUUUCAUUUUUGGUGACAUGAUGGGUAUGUUGGAGAGAGCUGUCACUGUUCUAGUUGAAGCAGAUUCUUUGGUCCCUAUGGUGUCAUGUAAAACAUGUUAUGCUUUGACUAUUUAUGAGGUGUAUUCAUGGAACGAGGUUCCGAGUCUAUAUUAUGUACUACACAAAAUGCUGCAAUUGAUUGGCGUCUUGAACAAUCCAAAUCCAGUUUAGACCA
Molecule: messenger RNA, 1095 nt
Organism: Vitis riparia (riverbank grape)
Lineage: Eukaryota; Viridiplantae; Streptophyta; Magnoliopsida; Vitales; Vitaceae
Product: calcyclin-binding protein-like
Exons: 5
Coding region: 133-789 (218 amino acids)
Molecular function (GO): ubiquitin protein ligase binding; S100 protein binding; tubulin binding
Source: RefSeq, a predicted model, not a curated record